UGGCACCGGAAUCAAGACGCAAGAUAAAAAGCUACCAAACACCUUCAAGAAUAGUCCAAGGAUACCAAUCUUUACCAAUCAUAUACUCAAGAACAUCAUGAAGAACGCUGCGGUUUAUGCAGGCCUCGUGGCCAGUGCCUUCUUCAACCUCGGUCAGGCAACGGUCAACCUUACUCUCGUUCCUGCUGUGAACACUGUACGCAUCGGUGAACAGGUCAAUCUCGAAUGGACCACCGACCAAGACUACAAACUCGAGUUGGAGUUCGUCCAGAAGUUCGACGGUGGCUGGUCCCCUGCCAAAUACGUCUUCAAGAACCGUCGUUUCAAGGCUGGAGAUGGCAACUACACUUUUACUAUCCCCAAGGUCGAGCCUAACCGCGAGUAUGCUUUGUGGCUUUCUGGAGAGAACGUUAGUGGUUCUGGAGGUUAUGCCAACCUUACCAACUGGUUUGUGGUCGAGAGCCAGUAUGAGGAUCUGAAGUAAAGUCAUAUGUUUGACCUCCGUCUCAGACGGAACUCACGCUCGUUUCGUGCUCCGGAUUUCUGCAUUGAAUUGUUAUCAGUGGCUCAGAUAGAUCGAUUUUGACCACUCUUCUUGUCAAGUUGUAGUCGAAAGACUUUGAAAUGUUGGCUAGUUUUGAUACUGGCCUAAGCAAAAGUGCGAGAGCUCUUCUCAACGAGAAGCUAGCGUAGAUGCGUGUAAAAGAAACCUGUACCAGAGUCGCUGGCCCCAAACGCAGACCGGAUAACAAACCAUGGCAGGAGGCAGUUUACUCAGAGCGGGU
Aureobasidium pullulans EXF-150 is the source of this 785-nucleotide messenger RNA. RefSeq lists its product as uncharacterized. The coding region runs from base 98 to 484 and encodes 128 amino acids. The record is from RefSeq and is a predicted model, not a curated record. The transcript is spliced from 3 exons. Lineage: Eukaryota; Fungi; Ascomycota; Dothideomycetes; Dothideales; Saccotheciaceae.